Trichomonas vaginalis G3 is the source of this 924-nucleotide messenger RNA. RefSeq lists its product as uncharacterized. The transcript has a single exon. The coding region runs from base 1 to 924 and encodes 307 amino acids. Lineage: Eukaryota; Parabasalia; Trichomonadida; Trichomonadidae. The record is from RefSeq and is a predicted model, not a curated record.
AUGAGUUCUCGUCGCACUUCCUCAGCAAAUUCGAGAUCCGAAUCAAGUAUUAACGGCAAAAGCGCAUCAAUGUUAAAAGAACAAAAUAUUCAAGUUUAUUUGAAUCACAGAACUCGCAGACCAGGUGGCUAUGAUUUGAAUUCCAGUAAAAUAAAUACAUCGACAUAUACAGUAAAGCGUCCAGAUAGUUCAUUUGUUUCAAAUAAGAUUUCCGUUAACUCAAAUUCUAGCAUAAAUUCCUCUGAUAUUUCAAGCCCUUCUUCCAAACCAACUAGUAUGCAUAAAUCUAUUUUGUUAAUGACGAAUAAUCAACCCAGACCAGUAAAUGUGCUUCAAACUUUAUAUAGCCCAACAAAACCAGAAGAAUCUAAAUAUCAAUGUGUUCCAACACCAUCACAAACAGUAAUUGUAAAGAGUCCAAAGAAAACAAUUUCAGAAAUUAAUUCAUCAAUCAACGAAUCCGAAUAUUUUUACUCUCCAACCAAGACUCAAUGCGAAAUACGAAAUAUGAUAAGCUCCAAGAGUGAAAUUCCGCAACCAGGAAAUUCUUUUGUUUCAUAUAUUACUCAAUCUAACAACAGAGUCACAAAAUCCAGAUCUAAACUUGCCAACGAAAGUAAUGUCAAAUCCACUCGGUCUCCUUCAAAAGCUCAUAAACCUUUUAGAAAAUCUAGUGCAACUUCAAAUACUCAUUCAAUUUCCGUUUACGCUGAUAGCAAGAAUACUCAGAAUUAUUCUGCAAUACCAUCCGGAUCACCUGUUCACAAUCAUCAUUUUGAUUUAAUGCAAAAUAGUUCAAUAGUCAGCGAAAAUUCUUCUGAUGUAUCACCAAUUCCAAAGAAGACACUAGACAAUAGAGGGCCAUCAUUUACAAACUCAAUUUUAACUCCAAAGAAUCUCCUCCGAUUCGUGAGCAAAUUGUGA